CAGAAGCCUACAAAAGAGCAUAUGCAACUGAGCUUUGAAGAAUACCAACUAACCAAAAUGCAGCUCUUCAGCUUGGUUUCCAUUUUCCUAUUUCUAUCUUUCCUCUUUUUGUUAAGAAAAUGGAAGAACUCCAAUAGCCAAAGCAAAAAAUUGCCACCAGGUCCAUGGAAACUACCGAUACUAGGAAGUAUGCUUCAUAUGGUUGGUGGACUACCACACCAUGUCCUUAGAGAUUUAGCCAAAAAAUAUGGACCGCUUAUGCACCUUCAAUUAGGUGAAGUUUCUGCAGUUGUGGUUACUUCUCCUGAUAUGGCAAAAGAAGUACUAAAAACUCAUGACAUCGCUUUUGCGUCUAGACCUAGCCUUUUGGCCCCGGAGAUUGUCUGUUACAAUAGGUCUGAUCUUGCCUUUUGCCCCUAUGGCGACUAUUGGAGACAAAUGCGUAAAAUAUGUGUCUUGGAAGUGCUCAGUGCCAAGAAUGUUCGGACAUUUAGCUCUAUUAGGCGCGAUGAAGUUCUUCGUCUCAUUAAUUUUAUCCGGUCGUCUUCUGGUGAACCUGUUAAUGUUACGGAAAGGAUCUUUUUGUUCACAAGCUCCAUGACAUGUAGAUCAGCGUUUGGGCAAGUGUUCAAAGAUCAAGACAAAUUUAUACAACUAAUUAAAGAAGUGAUACUCUUAGCAGGAGGGUUUGAUGUGGCUGACAUAUUCCCUUCACUGAAGUUUCUUCAUGUGCUUAGUGGAAUGAAGGGUAAGAUUAUGAAUGCACACCAUAAGGUAGAUGCCAUUGUUGAGAAUGUCAUCAACGAGCACAAGAAAAAUCUUGCAACUGGUAAAACUAAUGGAGCGUUAGGAGGUGAAGAUUUAAUUGAUGUUCUUCUAAGACUUAUGAAUGAUGGAGGCCUUCAAUUUCCUAUCACCAACGACAACAUCAAAGCUAUAAUUUUUGACAUGUUUGCUGCCGGAACAGAGACUUCAUCGUCAACAAUUGUGUGGGCUAUGGUGGAAAUGGUGAAAAAUCCAACUGUAUUCACGAAAGCUCAAGCAGAAGUAAGAGAAGCAUUUAGAGGAAAAGAAACUUUUGAUGAAAAUGAUGUGGAGGAGCUAAGCUACCUAAAGUUAGUCAUUAAAGAAACUCUAAGACUUCAUCCACCGGUUCCACUUUUGCUGCCAAGAGAAUGUAGGGAAGAGACAAAUAUAAACGGCUAUACUAUUCCUGUAAAGACCAAGGUCAUGGUUAAUGUUUGGGCAUUGGGAAGAGAUCCAAAAUAUUGGGAUGACGCAGAAAUUUUUAAGCCAGAGAGAUUUGAGCAGUGCUCUAAGGAUUUUGUUGGUAAUAAUUUUGAAUAUCUUCCGUUUGGUGGAGGAAGGAGGAUUUGUCCAGGGAUUUCAUUUGGUUUAGCUAAUGCUUAUUUGCCAUUGGCUCAAUUACUAUAUCACUUCGAUUGGAAACUCCCUGCUGGAAUCAAACCAAGCGACUUGGACUUGACUGAGUUGGUUGGAGUAACUGCCGCUAGAAAAAGUGACCUUUACUUGGUUGCGACUCCUUAUCAACCUCCUCAAAAGUAAUUUAAUGUUUUCAAUUUUUUAUUUCCUAGUAAACCCCACUGUUGUCCUAUCUUUCUUUUGGUGUUUUCGAUUUUAUCUACUCUAAUACAUGCAUCUUUUACCAUAUAGGAAUGUAUCAUGAUUUUCUGUUUAUCUUAAAUUUUGGAAUAAUGAUGUUAGUGGCAUUCAACUUA
Molecule: messenger RNA, 1739 nt
Organism: Nicotiana attenuata
Lineage: Eukaryota; Viridiplantae; Streptophyta; Magnoliopsida; Solanales; Solanaceae
Product: premnaspirodiene oxygenase
Exons: 2
Coding region: 22-1566 (514 amino acids)
Molecular function (GO): iron ion binding; monooxygenase activity; heme binding
Source: RefSeq, a predicted model, not a curated record